ACAUUGUUGAAUUCUCUAGGUUCUUUUCUAAAUUUUAAUACUAUACUACUAAAGAAUAACCAAAAAGAAUUAUAUUGUGCUCUACCAUUAUUGGUUGGGUGUCCACAAUAAACAUAAUUAGGUAAAAAUUAAGGGAAAACAUUAAGGAUAUAUACUAGUAUAUAACAAGACCAGUGCUGCGGCUGCGAUGGUAUUAUUAUUUCCGUAUCAGAGUGUGUCAGGAGUGUAUCUCCUCUCUUCCUAAAACAAUCGCUUCACUUUCCCGUUUCAAUUUUCCCGGAAAAUAUCACUGUGUCGUUUAGUUUCCCCUUUUCAUUUUCCCAGAAUAAUAAUCGUAAUUUACUUUCUCAAACCUAUACUAUUAAUAUUCAUCAGAGAUCAAAGCAUUUUCUCGGUCUCUGUUUCAAUUUCACGGAAAGACAAAAAAAAAAAAAACAGAGUGAGUUAAAAAAAAAAAAGAUGAAGCAGUUUGAGUACCAUGGCGUGGAGGCGGAGAAAGCGGAAGCGAUGAGGAGAUACAACAACCGUAGAAGCUACCCUAACUUUCUACGUUUAGCCGCCGUAGCUUCUCUCUGUUACUUAUGGUUCCCAACUGUGGCGGUUUUGUUACAAACCGUCGCCGGUUUGAUUUACCGGACCGGAUCGGCUUUGAUAAACGAUCGUACUGUCGCCUUCGUCUUCGCUAACAUACUCGCCGUUUUGAUCUUCCUUCUCUCCGGCGAGAGCAACGACGAGAAGAGUAGUAGUAGUAGUAGUAACGAACCAGAUCUCUACGAUCAGUACACAUCUUCUUUCUCCGCCGUAACCGUAACCGCCCCCGAUGAGAAAGUGGUGGAAGUCGAUGUUGAUUCGAACAAGCAAAUCGUUCCGACGGCGGAGGUUGAAGAGGCGGUUACGACGAAGAAGGAGAUCGUUACGGCGAAUGUGGUGGAGCACGAUGAAUCGAACAAGCAAAUCGUUCCGGCGUAUUUCCCGGAGGUUUCUGCGGAUGAGGCUAGUGAGGAGAAGGCGGUUACGACGACGAGAGUUCAUAGGAGGACGAAAUCGGAGGCGAAGAAAAAGAAAUCAGGGGCGGUGACAGAGUACCGGAGAACGGAAUCGGCGAAUGAGGUGGAGAUGGAGAGGCUGAGCAGUGAAGAGUUUCGUUUGAAGGUAGAGAGCUUCAUAAUGGAGACGAAGAGAAGCCUUAUUCUAGAAAACGACGUCGUUGAUUAUUCAAGGUCGAUGACUUGGAUCUAG
This is a messenger RNA of Camelina sativa (false flax), 1239 nucleotides long. RefSeq lists its product as uncharacterized. NCBI's taxonomy places the organism in Eukaryota, Viridiplantae, Streptophyta, Magnoliopsida, Brassicales, Brassicaceae. The record is from RefSeq and is a predicted model, not a curated record.